AUGGCGAAGUCUUGCAAGGGCCUCGCUACCGAGCUCGUCAAGUGUCUAAGCGAAUCGGACUGUGUCAAAGUUGAGAAUCGUUCCAUCAGGGAUUGUGCCGGAGAGAAGAGUCCCUCCGUCUCCAGUGAGUGCGUCGGACUUCGGGAAACCUAUUUCAACUGCAAGCGAGGCCAGGCAUGUUUUGCUAUCAUCCUCUUUCUCAUAGCUCGAUCUUCGAUUUCAAUUUGGAUCUCAGUGUCAUUACUACUUAUUAGUAUAGUUUCUUGCUGA
Messenger RNA from Linum tenue, 270 nucleotides. The record is from the annotation of a GenBank genome assembly. Lineage: Eukaryota; Viridiplantae; Streptophyta; Magnoliopsida; Malpighiales; Linaceae.